This is a messenger RNA of Ipomoea triloba (trilobed morning glory), 928 nucleotides long. RefSeq names its product NDR1/HIN1-like protein 26. The transcript has a single exon. Bases 93 to 746 code for a protein of 217 amino acids. Gene Ontology annotation, biological process: defense response to other organism. The record is from RefSeq and is a predicted model, not a curated record. NCBI's taxonomy places the organism in Eukaryota, Viridiplantae, Streptophyta, Magnoliopsida, Solanales, Convolvulaceae.
UACUCCUUAUCCCACCCCCUCCUUAGCAGUGUAAACAAAAGUCUAUAUUAUUAUCCCACCCCCUUGGGCCUUGGCUACUUAGCUUGGCAAAUAUGUCUCAAAUAACAGACAUUAACAAGUCUCCAAAACACUGUGGCAAGAGAGACUUGAGCAUCAUUCAAAAGUUGAGAAUCAAGAACAAGAUCUUCUACACCAUCUUCACAUUGCUCCUCUCUAUCCUCUCCCUCAUAUUCCUUGUGUGGCUCACUCUCCAUCCCACCAAGCCACAAUUCUCCCUCACACAAGCCGAUAUCUAUCAGCUCAACCUCUCCGCGCCUCGCCUCCUCCUCAACUCCUCCAUCCAACUCACCCUCCUCUCCAAGAAUCCCAACACAAAAGUGGGCAUCUACUACGACGAGAUCCAAGUUUAUGCAUCCUACAAGGGGCAACAGAUCACUCUCUAUACUUCUCUCCCGCCUUUCUAUCAAGGCCACGGGGAGGCUAACCUUCUCUCGGCUUACCUGCAGGCUGGGAAUGGCCUCCCCGUGGCUCCUUCUUUUAGCUAUCAAGUCCAGCGUGACCAGAGCGCUGGACAGCUAGUUUUGAUGCUUAAGGUGAAUGGGAAGCUGAGAUGGAAGGUGGGGACUUGGGUUUCGGGGAAAUAUAGGUUUAAUGUAAACUGUGUUGCCAUCUUGCCUUUUGGAGCUUCCAUGCCAUCUGGUCCAUUGAUUUCUAAGCAGGGAACUCAGUGCUCCACUUCAAUUUAAGAUAAUUAAUACUUGCUAUAGCUACCAUGCAUCUUAAUUAUGUUAUUACUAGUUCUUAUAGAGUUAUAGUAUGUAUGUAGUUUAUCAUAUCAUCAGUCUUUCCUAAAUAAUUAAUUUUAUUUCUUGACUCUUAUAUUGUAAAUCAGAUUAUUAUAUAUAUGAAUGGAAUUUCUUAUGGUAUA